Corylus avellana is the source of this 2307-nucleotide messenger RNA. Lineage: Eukaryota; Viridiplantae; Streptophyta; Magnoliopsida; Fagales; Betulaceae. The record is from RefSeq and is a predicted model, not a curated record.
AAUUAGAUAUGGUAAUUUGGAAAAGGAGAAAAGGUACCUUUGUAUAUAAAUACAUCAGUGUGCUAUGCAUGUGAUAAUUCAGGCUGCAGAAAUUAUAUGUUAUAGCUGGAUGUAUUCUCCAUAAUUUCAAUUGACGGCUUCCUUUUGGUCAACUCUUGUGACUUUUACUCAUGGAUGGUUCUUUGCUCUGUUUCGUUGUUUUGUCUUGCUCCUUAAACACUUCCCAAUUUUACUUCGAAGAGGUCCAUGUAAUGUAUGUUAUCACUUUAUAUGUGAGGGGGUGAGUUGAGCUUCAUCACCACAAAGAAGACACAGGCAAGGCUGGCAAACAGCAUGCACAUUGCCGACAAAAUUAGUAUGUCUGUAUCUAUCCUCCCACGGCUCAAGCUUCUCAAAGUUGCAAAUUUAUUGCACACAUAGGAACCAUCUGGCAAUCGCGGGCACCUACACUCUGAUCCACACCCCUUUGUAUCACAGUAGAAGCUGAUUGAGGUCAUUGCAUGCAUUGCAUACUGGAAUGGAUUGCUCCAAUACAUCCAUCUGUUGAACUCUAUGUUAGAGAGCACGACCACUACACCAGAAGCUGAAUUCCACAUUGACGUCACAAUUGACACGGCAAAUGCAGCUAGUGUUGGCACUGGUGCUAGGAAAGUGAUCAUCAUUCCAAAAUAGUUUAGGCAUAGUGUGAACAGCAAGAGCACGGUCCAGUAUGUCAUGAAUUCUAAAGGGGAUGUGUCCCAAUACCUGCCAUGCCAUUCCCAAUUCCUACAACUGCAAGUAUUGCUAUGAAAAAGUAAGGAAUCUCACCCACUGCCCAUGCUAGUGGAUAAAAUAUUGGAAGAUACAUCCCAGCCCUUUUUCUCGGAAGUAGACCAACCUGUCUGUGCCAAUCUGGGGUAUGACAUUAUUUGCUGAGAUCACUCCUGUGAGUAUAACUUGCAUGUAUAUGUAUAGUGCACGUGAGGUAGCACCAUAUAUGUCCUUGUAUUCAAUCUGAAAAUAGAGGGAGCCCAUCAGGAGACCAAGUAUCACGCACCCUGUAAGUCUAGCGUACGUAUAUCGAACAUUCCUCCAUAAGAAUCGUUGUGUUCUUAGCAGUACCAAAAUGGCUUGCCGUAAAUAUGGAGCUGGAUAAGUAGAAGAUAGAUAAUCUUGUCCUCUGUCCUUAAUUGUCUUCUUUAUGCUGCAAAUCUCUCCAUUAUUAAUCUCCUGCAAAGAGCUGGCCUGGUAGAUUUCUGAAAAAUUUACAGGAGUGCCCCUCUUUUUUAUUCCUAGGCCAAGAGCAUCCAUGAUAAAUCUAACUGGAGUCUCUCUUCCGGAAUAAUGAGGGGCCUUUGGGAUUGAUUUGAAAUAAUCUAGCAAGGAUUUGCGGUUAGAUCCCACUGGACCAAAAUACGCUUGAUGCCCAUCCCCUGUUAGAAUAAGAGCCACGUCAAAGAAUGAUAGUGUGCGUGCAUUAGGGUGUGUUAAGAGUGGCAAUAAUGAUGCUACCCAAAUUCGACACUUGAGAGAGAAUAUGGAGUAUGGUCAAAGUUCCUGUAGUAUCAAGGCCAGAAAUUGGUUCUUCAAGAAGGAGAAUACUUGGGUUAGCAGCCAGCUCAACUGCAAUAGUUAUCUUUUUGGCUAUUUCAAAUGUCUUUCCAGUGGAACACGGAGAGAACCUACGAGUUCAUUGGAGUAGGGCAGUAGACCAAGUUGGUUGAGGACCAACUCAACAAGCAUGCAGCGGCUUGUGGGGCUGAUCUCUUGGCCAAGACGUAGUGCAGCACUGAAUUGAAGGGACUCACGGACAGAGAGGUAAGGUUGGUGAGCAUCCAGCUCCUCUACAUAGCCUAUUACUCUGGAGAAGGCAGCGCCUAUAUGCAAACCAUUUGCCUGGAGGUUGCCGCUGAGGUUGCUGCUUACAGUGCUCAACUUGGAGACGAACAUGAGCUUGUUCCUGCUUCAACACAGCGUAUGCUUGUGAGGCACGUUUGUGCUGAAUCUCUUGGGGUCCAACUGAUAGAUCUUAUUCUGACAGGUUAUGGAUAUUCCCAUGGAAUGAUUUGUUUACCGGUCUCUCUUCUCGGCUGUGCAUCGACCGUACAAUGGUCUUUGGAUGGCAUUUCAAGAGACAACCCAAUCCCAGGCUCACUUUCCACCCACUCUUCUAGUGUCAAGGGAGUUGCUCCUGGUGCAAUGUACUGCAAACUGUCUCCCGCUACAAUGUCUUCAAGAAAUUCACUGGGCUCCACAUAUGAUGGCUUUAUGUACCUGAAUCAUUAACAAGUGUUGCUGCCUUUCAAUGUUAUCUUGAAGAUUGUUAUU